Messenger RNA from Rhineura floridana, 587 nucleotides. RefSeq names its product galectin 1 (gene LGALS1). The record is from RefSeq and is a predicted model, not a curated record. Gene Ontology annotation, molecular function: laminin binding; carbohydrate binding. Bases 103 to 507 code for a protein of 134 amino acids. The transcript is spliced from 4 exons. NCBI's taxonomy places the organism in Eukaryota, Metazoa, Chordata, Lepidosauria, Squamata, Rhineuridae.
CUGCUAGCCUAUUUAAAGGCAAGGGAGUGGUGCGUUUGUUCCCCUCAUCUGUGUGCAGGACCUGAGUGAGCAGCCAGAAGAAACAGCUUGAAGGACAGCAACAUGUCUGGAAUUGUUUGCACCAGCCUGCAUGUCGCACCUGGCCAGCGUAUUUCUGUGAAGGGUGAUAUCCCACCAGGAGCUAAGAGUUUUGUAAUUAAUCUGGGCAAAACCAAAGAUGACCUUCUACUGCAUUUCAACCCACGUUUUGAUGCUCACGGGGACAUAAGGACCAUCGUCUGCAACUCAAAGAACAAAGGGCAAUGGGGCACAGAACACAGGGAGACCACCUUUCCCUUCCAGGAGGGCAGCGCUACAGAGGUUUUCUUCUCUCAUGACAAAAAAGAGGUGACCGUUACACUGCCUGGCAACCAUCAGUUCAAGGUCCCCAACAAUCCUGGCCUUGAAGGCAUUGAAUAUGCCUGUGUGGAAGGCGACUUUGUAUUCAAAGGCUUAUCGCUUGCUUAAGUGCCCCUCCUGGUCCUGCCCUGCUUUCCUCUCCUGCUUAAUAAGGCAGCAAAAUAAACACAGCUGAAUUCUGGUCUAAA